AUGGAGGUGGAGGUUGAUAAGCUGGAACUGAUGUUCCAGAAAGCUGACUCUGAUCUGGAUUACAUUCAGUAUAGGCUGGAAUAUGAAAUCAAGAAUAAUCAUCCUGAUUCACCAGGCAAGAAAAAUCCGAUUACCCUUGUAAAGGAAUUGUCAGCAAUAAAGUCUCGAUAUCAAACUUUGUAUGCAUGUUUUAAACCAGUUGCUGUUGAGCAGAAAGAAACUAAGAGCAGCAUUUGUGCUACUUUGAAUAAGACCAUGACCAUGAUACAAGAACUACAAAAGCAGACAGACCUGGAGUUGUCACCAUUGACUGAAGAAGAGAAAACUAUGACAGAACAAUUAAAAUCUUACAUGCCAGAUUUAUGA
Molecule: messenger RNA, 366 nt
Organism: Castor canadensis (American beaver)
Lineage: Eukaryota; Metazoa; Chordata; Mammalia; Rodentia; Castoridae
Source: RefSeq, a predicted model, not a curated record